Molecule: messenger RNA, 1464 nt
Organism: Daphnia pulicaria
Lineage: Eukaryota; Metazoa; Arthropoda; Branchiopoda; Diplostraca; Daphniidae
Product: pupal cuticle protein-like
Exons: 2
Coding region: 126-1205 (359 amino acids)
Cellular component (GO): chitin-based extracellular matrix
Molecular function (GO): structural constituent of chitin-based larval cuticle
Source: RefSeq, a predicted model, not a curated record
UUCUCGCAUUGAGUAGCUAGCGGCUAUCAACUGGCGUCUUCGCGGGUAUAUAUAAACCGAACGCAAUCUCGAAAAAUACAAACCAACCCUCUCAGAGCGAUUUCUUCUUCAGCACGCGAAUAAUCAUGAAAACUUCGGUUGCAGCUAUUCUUUUGCUGGCUUGUGCCGUGUCCGGCAGAUGGGUUCAGCAACCAACGACGAGCGAUGUGGCCCGUCAAUUCCAAUCGCAAGACGGUUUCGGCCAGGCCAAGUUUGGCUAUUCUCAUCCAGGUCAAUCGGCUGAAACUCAUCGAGAUGCCAAAGGCAACCAAGUGGGCAGCUACGCCUACAUCAGCCCGGAAGGCAGAGAGAUCCGCGUCAACUACAUCGCCGAUGAACACGGUUAUCGCGUUGACAAUGACCACACCCAAGAGACGGCUGAAGUUGCUGCUGCCCGCUCUUCUCACUUGGCCGCUCAUGCCGCCGCCCUAGCCGCUGCCAGAGCUGCCACACCCGACCAGGAACAGUGGGAUGCACCCCAGCCGAUCAAAAGCAAACCUGUUGUAACGGUACCCCAACAGCAGAGCUGGUCUGCCCCUCAACAAACCACUUGGGAAGCUCCUCAGAGAUCCUGGGCCGCUGCUGAACCGGUCCAAGUCAACUAUGGCUUGCCCCAACCCGUAGAAGACACCCCCGAAGUCAGAGCAGCUAAAGCGGAAUUUUACGCAAGUUAUCGGGAGGCUGCUGCUCGCGCACCCCAGGAAGAGAACGUCAUCGCUCCUCAACAGACUAAUUGGGACGCCCCUCAACAAAAGAGCUGGACCGCUCCUCAGCAGGACACCUGGACUGCUCCUCAACAAAACACCUGGUCCGCCCCUCAACAGAGCACCUGGGUCGCCCCUCAAUCAGUUCAACCUUCAACGAGUGACACGGCCCGUCAGUAUCAAUCUCAAGACGGUUUCGGCCAGGCCAAGUUCGGAUAUUCCCACCCCGGCCAAUCUGCUGAAACACACCGAGACGCUCAAGGUAACCAAGUUGGCAGCUAUGCAUACAUCAACCCAGAAGGCAGAGAGAUCCGCGUCAACUACAUCGCCGAUAAAAACGGUUUCCGGGUUGAUAACGACCACACCCAAGAAACAGCUGAGGUGGCAGCGGCCCGCUCUUCUCACAUGGCUGCCCAUGCCGCUGCAUUAGCCGCCGCCAAAGCCGCUUCACCAAACCAAUAAGAUCGUAUCCAACAGCUUAGAUUAUAGCCUAAACAUUUGCAAACCGUGAUACAAUUCUUUUAUAAUUCCUAGUUGAAUUUUUGAAAUGUUCCCUCUUUUGGACAUGAGAGCGUGCCCACUGGUGUAUCUGCUCGUACCAACUUUUGUAUGCCAUGUGUUGAGUAAAGGAUGACGUGAAAAAAAAAACUUGUUGAAAUAUCGAAUAUAUGUGUUCGAGUCUGGUGCGUGAGAGAGCUUCUAAUACAUGCAAAACAAAUUA